CUUCUGCAUAUGCAACUCACAAAAUAUUUUUCUUACCACUAAUAUGGAUAAAUAUUUAGUAAGAAAUGAUAAAGAAACUGAAAAGUUGCGGGCAGAUGUGAUACAUAUUGCAGAAUCCCCACCUCGCUCAAGUAAAAAUCGAAAACGAAAAUUGAGUGGUUACAAUAAAUCGUGGGAGGAGCAAGAAAUGUUUAAAUCGUGGAUCAGGAGAAGCGAUAAUAAUUUGGCGUACUGUAAAGUUUGUUGUUGUGAGCUAAAAGCAUUAGCUGGAGUGUCAGAUUUAAAGGCUCAUGCUUUGACAUCUAAACAUGUUGAAAGAACAACAGCUGUACAAAUUCAAAAAAGUUCUAAGGUAUCACUAAGCGAUUCAGUAAAGUAUAGUGCCAAAAUAUCAAAUAUUGAACUCCAUUUAGCAGCGUUCUGCACCGAACAUAAUGUUCCAUUUUCGGCAAUGGAUCAUCUAGUUCCUUUACUCCAAGAAACUAUUGAGGAUUCGGCGCUCGUAAAGAAAACAAAAUGUGCUAGAACAAAGACAACAUCUAUAGUGAAAAACGUUAUAGGCGAGACUCACCAAGAAGAACUCUGUAGUAUACUACGUGCAAAAGUGUUUUCUUUGUGCGUCGAUGAAUCGACGGACGUAUCAACUACUAAGUUGUUAUCUCUAGUCGUAAGAGUUGAAUAUAAAGAAAAAAUUUGUGACUUUUUUUUUGAUUUGGUUAAAGUGCGUGAUUGUACCGCCAAAGGGAUUUAUGAAGAAAUAGUAAAUAUUUUCAAAAAUAAUAAUAUAAAUUAUAAAACAAAUUUAAUAGGUUUUGCUGCGGAUGGUGCCAAUGUAAUGACUGGUGGUAACCAUUCUGUUGCUACACUGCUGAAAAAAGAUUGUCCACAUUUAAUUAUAUUUAAAUGUAUUUGCCACUCGUUCGCUCUUUGCGCAAAUUCAGCAUGUAAUUUUUUACCGAAAUAUAUUGAAGGUGGUGCGAGGGAUAUAUACAAUUUUAUUCAAAAUAGUCCCAAACGAGUUGAAUUAUUUUCAGAAUUACAAGUGUUACUGGAUUAUAAUCCCAGGAAAAUGUUGCACCCUUCCCAAACGCGUUGGCUAUCGCUCGAAGCUACUGUAAAUCAGAUUUUGAGCAGAUUAGAAGUCUUAAAACUAUUUUUUUUACACGAAGACGUAGAAAAGUUUGAUUCUACACAAAGAAUAAUAAAUUAUUUACAUAAUCCAGAAUUUGAAUUAUAUUUACUAUUUUUAAAAUUUAUAUUAAAUGAUAUUAACAAACUAAACCGUCUAUUUCAAAACGAAAGCCCAAAAAUACAUUUAUUAAAUAGUACAAUAAACCGUUUAUACGGAAAAAUUUUUGAAUGUAUAGUAAAGGAAGAAUAUAUAUGUUUUAAGAAAUUUAAAAAGAUUGAUAUUAACAAUACCACAUUUUUAAAAGAUCCAAAGGAUAUUUAUUUAGGUGCGGAAGUUUCCUUAGCUCUAACUAAAUUAUCUGAGGAAUGCGAAAAGGACUUCAGAAAUCAUUGCUUACAAUUUUACGUUGAGCUUUGCAAUUCACUCUUAAAAAAGUUUGAUUUUGAAAAUGAUUUUUUAGAAUGCGUUGAGGUCAUAGCACCUGCUAAUAUUGUGAAAAAUAACAAUAAAAGUAUUUUUAAAUUAUGUAGUUUUGUGCCAAAUGAAGUAGAAAUGAACUACAUUCAAGAAACAGAUGAUGAGUGGCGUGAACUACUGCACAUUAAUUUUGAAGACUUGGGUUUAUUAGAAGAAGAAAAUAUUGAAACCUUUUGGGAAGUCAUAUUUAAAACAAAACGUGGCGACGGAACUAGAGCUUUUCCUAAUUUAAAAAAACUGGUAUAUGCAAUUUUGUCAGUACCUGUUGCAACUGCUAAUGUUGAACGAAUUUUUUCACAAAUUAAUAUUAAUAAAAAUAAAACUAGGAACAGAUUAGAAGUGCCAACACUGUGUGGCAUUUUAAGAACUAAAGAUUUUCUUAAAAAAAAUAACAGUAAUUGCAGCAAUUUCGUGCAAUCAAAAGAAAUGGCAAUCAAAUUUACCAAAGAAAUGUACAAAUCUAAUUAGUAUUAAGUGCCAGGAGAAAUAAACUCAAUUUACGAAAAUGCAUGUUAUUUCAAAUACUUUUUAUAAAACUGAAUUAUAUUUAUAUUUUUUAUUAUAUGUAUUUAAUUUCAUUUGUUUUGUUAUUUUUUGUUAUUUUUUUGUUAUUUUUUGUUAUUUUUUGUUAUGUU
This is a messenger RNA of Lucilia cuprina (Australian sheep blowfly), 2244 nucleotides long. RefSeq lists its product as uncharacterized. The transcript is spliced from 2 exons. Bases 44 to 2077 code for a protein of 677 amino acids. Lineage: Eukaryota; Metazoa; Arthropoda; Insecta; Diptera; Calliphoridae. Gene Ontology annotation, molecular function: protein dimerization activity. The record is from RefSeq and is a predicted model, not a curated record.